Molecule: messenger RNA, 3499 nt
Organism: Anoplopoma fimbria (sablefish)
Lineage: Eukaryota; Metazoa; Chordata; Actinopteri; Perciformes; Anoplopomatidae
Product: thrombospondin type-1 domain-containing protein 4-like
Biological process (GO): extracellular matrix organization
Cellular component (GO): extracellular matrix
Molecular function (GO): metalloendopeptidase activity
Source: RefSeq, a predicted model, not a curated record
CAACUCUAAGAAUCGAGGAGCUAUGCAGGCAGCCUGCGUCUGGAUUGUCAGAGCUUCUGUCCUCUGGCUGUUGCUGUCGGACCUCCUGGACUGCCAACACUCAACAGAGCACAGGAAGGUUCCUGAGAGGGCAGAGCCCCAACAGGAGUUCAGGGCAGAGCAGGGAGACAUUCAGGGCUCCUGGGGCGCCUGGGGGCCCUGGGCGACCUGCUCCCGGACCUGUGGAAGAGGGGUGCAGGAGCAGAACAGACCCUGCCUGCCUGUUUACAGUCCGUCCCAGUACCCCUCCAGGAGAACUGGUGUUCACCCCCAACAACCAGGCCACGUCAUUUCAGCCCUUAGGCCGACGGUUCCUCUGCAUCGCGACAAAGUCAGGUCCUCCAACAGCAACAGCAGCAGCGAUCUGAGGGAGGGGAAGGAGACCCGGCCGGAUGGACGGAGGAGGGUCACUCAGAUCAUUCCAGGGAGGUAUGGCUACGGGAGAGCUCCUUAUGUCGCUCCAUUGCAGACGGACAUGGGCCAGGGCCCUGGGACGGCUCGCCCACAUAGACAGAGACGCUCUCCUGCAGCUGACGGCCACUAUGCUGCCACUAGAGGCCACAGCAGCCAUAGGUCAAACAACCUGGACCCCGCCAACACCCUCCAUCGCCACAGCAGACCCUAUGUGCAGCCCAGGGCACAGCAGCCCAAACAUAACCAAGUCUGCCCCCUCUACCAGCCUGGCUCGGCCAACCAGGCCCUGGUCCAGCAGGAGCCACAGUCAAGCGGCCAGACAACUGGACCCCAGCAGCACCAGGAGAGACCCUAUGACCCCCUGCCUAGUUCCUUCUGCACAGGGGAGCAUGCUCACCACAGGAUCUGCAACAGUAAUGCCUGUCCUCCUUCCAGCAGACACCUCAGGGCUGUUCAGUGUUCUUCAUACAACAACCAACCUUUCAUGGGCAGAUUGUACGAGUGGGAACCUUUCAACGAGGUAACCGGGAAUCAGCAUUGUGAACUCAACUGCCGGGCCAUAGGGUUCAGGUUCUACGUGAAACAGUCGGAGAGGGUGAUCGAUGGGACGCCAUGUGGGAAGAAUGAUACUUCUCUCUGUGUGGUGGGAAAGUGUUCGAGUCUGGGCUGCGAUGACUAUCUAGGCUCAGGAAAGGUGAUGGACAUGUGCGGCGUGUGUGGAGGCGACAACACGACCUGCAGGCUGAUCUCUGGAGUGUUUAAACACAGUUUGACCAAAAUUGGCUACCACAAGAUCGUGGAGAUCCCAGAGGGAGCCACCAAGAUCAACGUCACAGAAAUGGUGAAGAGCAGGAACUACCUAGCUCUCCGAAGCCGAUCGGGGCGAUCCAUCAUUAAUGGAAACUGGGCUAUUGACCGACCAGGGAAGUACGAGGGAGGGGGGACCAUGUUCACCUACCGCCGGCCCAACGAAAUCAGAAGCACAGCUGGGGAGUCCUUCAUCGCUGAAGGGCCCACCAAUGAGAUCCUGGACGUUUAUAUGAUCUUCCAGCAGCCAAACCCUGGUGUUCAGUAUGAGUACAUUCUCCCCUCUGAAAAACCAGUCGUCCCUCAGCAACCAAACCACAGACCAGAAGGGAACGCUGUGAAUGGACAGGGUGGUCACACCAACACUCACCAAGAAAGCUUCAAUCCGGCGGGUGGCGGGCGGGAACCCCCUCGUCUCCCCGACUACCAGGUUCCCGCCGUACAGCCACCCAGACGCGAGAGAGAGUUCAACUGGAAACUUGCUGGUGCUACAGAGUGUAGCGCCUCCUGUGGUAAAGGAUUCAGACACUCCAUCUUUCACUGUGUCUCCCGGCUGAACCUUGGCCAGGUGUCAGAUGCUUUGUGUGACAGCAGCAGCAGACCGACUCCCGAGGAAGAGGCCUGUAACCUACAGCCCUGUCCAGCUUUCUGGGAUAUUGGAGAGUGGUCAGAAUGCAGUAAGAGCUGCGGCCUGGGAAUGCAACACCGACAGGUCCUGUGUCGCCAGAUUUAUGCCAACCGCACCCUCAACGUCCACACGAGCCGCUGUCGACACUUGGAGCGGCCGGAAGUCGCCAGUACCUGUCAGAUGAAGAUCUGCAGUGAGUGGCAGAUACGCUCCGAGUGGACCGCUUGUUCGGUGCCGUGUGGGCUGGGUCAGAGGUCACGAGAGGUGCACUGUGUCAGCAACGUGGGCGACUUUGUUCCUGAUGAGGAGUGCAACAUGAAUCUGCGGCCCAUCGAUGUGGAGAACUGUGACAUGGGAUCCUGUGCCAAAAGCUGGUUCUACACCGAGUGGGGCAAUAGGUGCUCAGCUGACUGUGGGAUGGGGGUGCGAACGCGGGGAGUCCUCUGCCUGACCAACCACAUCAGCAGCCUUCCUCUGGAGGGGUGUGGCAGCGAGCGGCCCGCGGACACUCAGGUCUGCAACAACGGCCUCUGUGAUAAUCGCAUCGAGUGGUUCACAGGCCCCUGGAGCCAGUGCUCUGCAGAUUGCGGAGCAGGCAGCCAGCAGAGGUCGGUGGUGUGUCUGAUAAAGUCAGAUGAAGGAUUUGCCGUAAUGCCGCCGUACGAGUGCUCCUCCCUGGAUCGACCCCUCGGCCAGCAGAGCUGCAACCUCAAGGCCUGUGGAGCAAAGUGGUACCACACUGACUGGAGUGCUUGUUCAAAGACAUGUGAGGGAGGUUUCCGUGUGCGGGAGGUGCGCUGCCUGUCCGACGACACGCUGCCCAGCGAGGGCUGUGAUGAGCAGCUGAGACCGGCGGAGAGGGAGGACUGCAACCCAGAGCCCUGCAUACCUAGCAUAGAUGAGAACUGCAGAGACAAGUACUUUAACUGCAACGUGGUGGUCCAGGCUCGCCUCUGCGUGUACGACUACUACCAGACCACGUGCUGUGCGUCAUGCUCUCGAGUGGCCAACAGACAGUCCAUUCAUCGUGGCCGCAGCUAGCACUCUCUACCAGGGUCCAUCAGCUCCAUGUUGGGCCGGACUCAAUACCUGCUGCAGGUUCCUGGGUCAGCCAGGGGAGAGGACCAGCUGGACCUUGGUUUAAAUGGACGAUUGUUUUGACUGCCAAGGGCGGAAACUUAAGACGGAACAUUUCUGUUGGUUCAUUCAGAGGCAGCUGUUGGGAGAAAGGAAUACCUAAGAGUAGUGGAGGACAGGAAUCCACUCACUGGAUAAACAGAGCCCGGAGGGAUGAGUGAGAUCAGUAGCAAACCUGUAAAAAAAAAACUAUGGAUUUUAACCACAGAGUUUGAUAUAAAGAAUCCAUCUGUUUAUGUUUCAAGGCCGAGCAGCUUGCAGCUCUAAGGAUUACGUGAUAUGAAGAGAAGAGCGCCUGGGAACUGUUUAAGGUGGACUAUAUAUUGAAAGUACAUUUUCUAAUAUGGUUCUUUACACUUCAAUGGUCAGAUUCAUGCCAUGAUGUCAUAUGAAGUCGAUGCAGUCUCACCUAUAAUCAACUAUUUAACACCCACUUUGUUGACCAAAGAUAUGUAACCUCUUCAAACUGAAGAC